AUGAAGAGAUAUUUUAAAAAAGUAUCGAGACCAGAGGAGACUUCAUCUUCUACGAAGAACAAUGUUGAUAGUGAAAGCUCAAAGAAAGAUGAACUUGAAGCAAUUUUGGAUAAUCUUCCUUCAGACCCUGCAAGUCGAAAGCGUAUCUUGGAUUAUGAUCCAAAUAUUCGUGAUGAAGUUCGACAUCGUUAUUUGCUCAAGGGUCCUUGUCAGCCUCGAAACCAUGAGUUUCCCCAAACAUUAAUAAGUGGAACAAAACGACGUUUUGUCCCUUCUUGGUUUGAUGAACAUCCUGAAUGGUUAGAGUAUAGCAUAGAAAAUGAUGCUGUGUUUUGUCUCUGUUGUUAUCUCUUUAAACUACAUCAUGGUGACCAAGGAGGCGGUGAUAAUUUACCUGCAAAGGCUUCUCUAAUUGGAAGAAUAAAAAAGGACUUCAAGAUCAUGUUGGAGCAUAACUAUUACACUCUCUUGAAUGCUUCAAUUGAUUGUGUUUGUUUCUUGUUGCGGCAAGGUCUUUCUUUUCGUGGUCAUGAUGAAUCUGAAUCCUCUAACAACAGAGGAAACUUUCUUGAUAGAAAUCUACAGUUAACAUCACCUGUUAUACAGAAAGAUAUUAUAAAUGCAGCUGCAGUUGAAACUCUUAAUGCAAUCAUGUUUGAUAUGGGUGAUGCACCAUUCUCUAUUUUGGUUGAUGAAGCACGAGAUCAUUCAGUAAAAGAGCAGAUGGCAGUUGUUCUUCGCUAUGUAGACGAUAAAGGCCAGGUAAUUGAAAGGUUUGUUGGCAUCCAACAUGUUAAAAGCACUGAUGCACGGUCCUUAAAACUUGCAAUAGACGAGUUAUUCUCCAGAAAUGGGUUGAGCAUAUCAAAUCUUCGAGGACAGGGCUAUGAUGGGGCUAGUAAUAUGCAAGGUGAGUUCAAUGGUCUUAAGGCACUUAUCUUGAAAGAAAAUGAUUGUGCAUUUUAUGUUCAUUGUUUUGCACAUCAACUUCAACUUGCCCUUGUUGCUUUAGCUCAAAAUUAUGUUCCAGUUGCUUCCUUUUUUUUCUUAGUGACAAGAGUGGUUAACAUUGUUGGAGCAUCAUGUAAACGUCGUGAUCUUCUUCGAGAGCAACAACAGAAUGAAGUUAUGGAAGCUCUUCACAAUGAUGAACUUCUAAGUGGAAAAGGGUUGAAUCAAGAAACUACUCUCAAACGUCCUGGUGAUACACGUUGGCGUUCACAUUACGGCACCUUACUGAGUAUUAUUUCUAUGUUUUCUUCCACAAUUAAGGUGAUUGAAAUGAUUAUUGAAGAUGGAACAUAUCCUGAUCAGAGAGGGGAAGGUAAUCUUUUGUUAGCACAAGUGCAAUCGUUUGACUUCAUAUUUUGUCUGUUUUUAAUGAGACAAGUGUUAGGAGUCACGAAUGAUUUAUCACAAGCAUUACAAAAGAAUGAUCAAGAUAUUGUCAAUGCUAUGGAUUUAGUCAAGGCAUGCAAGCAGCAACUACAAACAAUGAGGGAAGACGAAUGUGAAUGGGAAACUUUUCUUGACAAGGUUUAUUCUUUUUGUGGCAAGCAUGGUAUCAAGAUUCCCAAUAUGGAUGAUGUCUUUGUUGCUCAAGGGAAAUCCCAACGGAGAGCUGAAAAAAUAACAAACCUUCAUCAUUAUCGAGUGGAGGUCUUUUAUAUUGUGAUUGAUAGACAAUUUUCAGACUUGAAUGACCGUUUUAAUGAGGUAAACUCUGAGCUUCUUGUUUGUGUUGCAAGUUUAAGUCUAGAUAAUUUAUUCUCCUCUUUUGAUAAGCAAAAGUUACUCCGUCUUGCCAAAUUCUAUCCAAGAGAUUUUUCUGAAAGAGAUGUCUUAUCACUUGAAGACAAGCUUGAUAUUUAUCUUAAUGAAAUGCGAUCCAACAAUGAAUUUUCUCAAUUGAAAGGAAUUGGUAGUCUUGCUAAAAAAUUGGUGGAGACAGGAAAGCACAAAACACAUGCAUCAGUCUACAAGCUUCUAACUUUGGCUUUAGUUCUACCGGUUGCAACAGCUUCAGUGGAAGAGUAUUCUCAACUAUGA
Molecule: messenger RNA, 2049 nt
Organism: Rosa chinensis
Lineage: Eukaryota; Viridiplantae; Streptophyta; Magnoliopsida; Rosales; Rosaceae
Product: zinc finger MYM-type protein 1-like
Exons: 3
Coding region: 1-2049 (682 amino acids)
Source: RefSeq, a predicted model, not a curated record